Messenger RNA from Aspergillus puulaauensis, 612 nucleotides. RefSeq lists its product as uncharacterized. The coding region runs from base 1 to 612 and encodes 203 amino acids. The record is from RefSeq and is a predicted model, not a curated record. The transcript is spliced from 2 exons. Lineage: Eukaryota; Fungi; Ascomycota; Eurotiomycetes; Eurotiales; Aspergillaceae.
AUGGACACAGAACAGCCUCCCAAGCCAAACGGCGCAGAAUCCACGACUCUGUAUAAGAUACUCCAUUGGGACAAGCUCUUCGAGUCCGAAGCGCCGCCCCGACUGGGGAUGGAGGUUGGCCACCGACUGCCAUUAACCACCACGUCUGCUUUCUCGGCAGGACUGGCUAUCGGUGCAACUCACGGCAGCAAGAAGGCCGCAUAUCGAUUCCGCGCUGAAAACGCCCAUCGCUUUCCCACUACGCCGACCGGAUGGUUCCAAUACCACAAAACCAAGAACUACAUUUCUAUUGUUGGGGGAGUCAAGGAAGGUGUGAAAAUGGGGUUCAAGCUUGGUACUGGUGCGCUGGCAUUCUGUCUCUUUGAGGAGACGGUUGACUAUGCUCGUCACGACCAGAGGGAUUUCAUAUCCACAGUUACCGCUGGGUUAUCGUUUUCCGGCAUUUACAGUUUACUAGCCCGGCACGAUGUAUAUACUGCGGCGCGAACAACCAAACUUGGUCUGAAGCUAAGUCUGGCGUAUGGACUGAUGCAGGACGCGCUUGAGUCAUUAAAAGGCAACCGGCCUGCCUAUGUUGAUUUUAUUCUCGGCCAUCGAUCAAAGCCCGAAUGA